Molecule: messenger RNA, 386 nt
Organism: Telopea speciosissima
Lineage: Eukaryota; Viridiplantae; Streptophyta; Magnoliopsida; Proteales; Proteaceae
Product: sec-independent protein translocase protein TatB-like
Exons: 4
Coding region: 36-371 (111 amino acids)
Source: RefSeq, a predicted model, not a curated record
AACUACCAUGAGUGUGCAAACACCGUAAAAGUAUAAUGUUUGGGAUUUCGUACGGUGAGCUCUUCCUCAUUGUUGGAGCGGCCGCUGGUCUAAUCGGUCCCAAGGAUCUCCCAAUCAUCGCUAGAACAGCAGGAAGGUUAGCUGGCACAGCAAUCGGGUACGUUCAACUUGCUCGUGGUCAGCUUGAAAAUGUUCUGCAGGAGUCUCAAGCUAGCCAGGUACACAAAGAACUCAAAGAAACAAUGGAACAACUAGAAGCAAUUCGUUAUGAAAUCCGAAGCAUAUCUACCAUGAAUCCGGGUCCAUUGACUCGUAGGCUAAUGGAAAAUCCAGAGCCUACUUCACCUGGCAGUGGUAUUACCACCCUUUAGAUAUCUACAUUCUUA